Nomascus leucogenys (northern white-cheeked gibbon) is the source of this 579-nucleotide messenger RNA. It is a transcript of the gene GTF2H5, whose product is annotated as general transcription factor IIH subunit 5. The record is from RefSeq and is a predicted model, not a curated record. NCBI's taxonomy places the organism in Eukaryota, Metazoa, Chordata, Mammalia, Primates, Hylobatidae. Gene Ontology annotation, cellular component: transcription factor TFIIH core complex; transcription factor TFIIH holo complex. Gene Ontology annotation, biological process: transcription initiation at RNA polymerase II promoter; transcription by RNA polymerase II; nucleotide-excision repair.
CGAUGACGUAUCGGCGCAGGCGCACUCUGCCGGCAACGCCGAGGCAGUUCUGCAUCUGUGCGCCGAGCAUUCUUCAGGUCAUCUGAACCUUCUGAGAAAACAUGGUCAACGUCUUGAAAGGAGUGCUUAUAGAAUGUGAUCCUGCCAUGAAGCAGUUUCUGCUGUACUUGGAUGAGUCCAAUGCCCUGGGGAAGAAGUUCAUCAUUCAAGACAUUGAUGACACUCACGUCUUUGUAAUAGCAGAAUUGGUUAAUGUCCUCCAGGAGCGAGUGGGUGAAUUAAUGGACCAAAAUGCUUUUUCCCUUACCCAGAAAUGAAAAUACUCAAUAUAGACCAUUUAGGAAUUAUAAGCAGCAAAUGUGAAAGACUUGCCACUCAAUAUCUUAGGUGACUGAUUAGACAUAGAGGGUUGUUUUAGGAGCAUGCCACGGGAAAGACCGAGGGAUCACGAUCAUUUGUUCAGAAAAAAAGCCCCUGAACUGAUUUUGUUAUACCAUAGAAUUUUAAAAAAAAAAAGCUUUAACAGUUGGUUAUAAUUUGGCUUUUAUUAUCCUUUAUUAAAAUACAAAUGUCAAUGCU